ACAAAAACACCAAUGCGGAAAGUCGCCAGGUACACGUUUUGUUUUGUUUUGCGAGGACGUGAACUUUAAAAUAUACAUGCUGACAUUAACAGGUGAUAGAACAAAAGAUUAUUUGGAAGGAAAUCUUUCAGGAAAUUUCAGCUAGCUGUACUUACUAUUCUAAAAACUGUAAUGCAUUCGAUAGCUUGCAGAAUUAUUAUGAAUGCUGUAGAAGUCACCACGAAGACCAAUGUACUUUGGACGUCACCGUUGUUCAGUAGAAUUCCCAGGGAAAUAAACAAUAAGUAUUUCAGUAGGUCGAGUAAUACCGAAGAGGGCCAAGGAGCAGGUGCCACGGUGCGGAAUGUGGUGUCGGAAAAGUGGGGGUCCGUGCUGGCCGUCGGGAUAAACCGGCCGGAGGUGCGCAACGCGGUAAACCAGGAGACGGCGAGGCUUUUGUUCGAGGAGCUCUCCGCCUUCGACAGCGACCCCGCCCUCUCGGUGGCCGUGCUCCAUGGCGUUGGAGGGAAUUUCUGUGCUGGUUAUGAUCUGAAAGAGUUGGGCCAUCACUCUGCCUCCCUCAAAUUGGAACAAGAUGUCGCCAAAGGUCCUGCUCCUAUGGGCCCCUCCCGCAUGCAGCUGUCCAAGCCGAUGAUCGCGGCGAUUAGCGGCUACGCUGUAGCUGGUGGGCUGGAGCUGGCCCUGCUGGCCGAUCUGAGGGUGGUGGAGCAGAGCGCCAUCAUGGGGGUGUUCUGUCGCCGCUUCGGCGUGCCCCUGAUCGACGGAGGGACGGUUAGGCUGCCCCGUCUCAUUGGCCUGUCCCGGGCCCUGGACCUGAUUCUGACGGGCCGGCCCGUGGCUGCACAGGAAGCGCUGGCGUUUGGGCUGGCCAACAGAGUGGUCCCAGACGGGCAAGCUCUCCAGGCGGCUCUGGAGCUGGCCGAGCAGAUCAGCUCCUUCCCCCAGCAGUGUCUCCGAGCCGACCGCUCGUCUGCCUGCUACAGCGCCUUCGAUGCCCCGUCCUUCUCCCAGGCCAUGCAGUACGAGUUCCACAACGCCACGCCCGUCAUCCAGGCCGAAUCCAUCGCCGGGGCCGGCAGGUUCAACUCCGGAACGGGCCGCGGAGGGACGUUCUCCUGAGGCGCUUUGCCAAACACUUCCUUUGCCGGCCAUUUUCCACAUAAUAGAGUUCCCAGAGAUGAAUGCUCUGUGGGACCAUCUUUUCCUGUUAAGUGGGUAAUGUCAGGCUACACUGAGGACAGUGACAGAGUUACCUACAUUACAUUACAGUUAUCUAGCUACUGAUUUUAUCCAAAGCGACAUGCAGGGGCCAACCCUCCUGGACCUUGCUCAGGGGCCCAACAGCUGUGGCUACACCGGGGCUUCAACCACCAACCUUCCAGGUCCCAGUCUAAGUCAAACAACUUAGUUACUAGGAUAUAGGCUCCCAGCAGGCCACACUGCAGACAGAUUCCAUGAUUUACAGUUGAUUAGAGUAAGCAGGAGACAAUCCUCCCUGGAACAAUGUGGGGUUAAAUGCCUUGCUCAAGGGCCCAACAGCUGUGUGGCUCUUAUCGUGGCUGCAGCCGGACUUGAACCACCAACCUUCCUACCUUAGCCACUAGGCCACAGGCUGCCUGUAUAUGGUGAUUAUUGAACUGAAAUUAAUCUGAUUCUAUGCACUCUAAAGCAGUGUUUCUCAGUUUUUGUUUAGAACAGCUCUUCAUGUGUGUUUUGCUAGUUAUGGAUUUGAUGCUUUUAACUUGUGGAAGAACCUAUGUACUUGUAAGUCACUUUGGAUUAAAAGUGUCUGCCAAAUCACAAAAAUGUUAAUGUAAAAUGUAAACUCGGGACUCACUUGCCAGAAAAAAGGUUUUUGUUGUUACAUUACAUUACAUUACAUUACAUUACAUUACAUGGCAUUUAGCAGACGCUCUUAUCCAGAGCGACGUACAAUGAAGUGCAAAUCAAACACAAGUAUGAGUGCUAAGAGGACCUGAGAGGACAGUACAGUUCCGAGUCCUAGUGUAAACAUACAGAUAAUCAGAACCCUUGAAGAGAACAAUCAACUUCCAAACUAGCAUACCACAGUUGGCAGCUAGAAUACCCUGAAUAAAACAAUACAACAGCCAAUAAAAAACAUCAAUAUCUAUACAAUCUAUACAUAAGUGCCAUUACAGUC
Molecule: messenger RNA, 2161 nt
Organism: Conger conger (European conger)
Lineage: Eukaryota; Metazoa; Chordata; Actinopteri; Anguilliformes; Congridae
Exons: 6
Coding region: 172-1119 (315 amino acids)
Molecular function (GO): catalytic activity
Source: RefSeq, a predicted model, not a curated record